Messenger RNA from Elaeis guineensis (African oil palm), 1194 nucleotides. Its product is annotated as auxin-responsive protein IAA16. The record is from RefSeq and is a predicted model, not a curated record. Lineage: Eukaryota; Viridiplantae; Streptophyta; Magnoliopsida; Arecales; Arecaceae. Gene Ontology annotation, biological process: regulation of DNA-templated transcription. Gene Ontology annotation, cellular component: nucleus.
CCCCUUGGGCGAAGGAAAACGUCCACCCCAGUUUGGUUCUCUCGGUUGGACGCAUACGAAGGAGCUUGGAAGCAAGUAGAAGAAGAGAACAAGAAGGGAGAGGAAGAGAAGGAUUGGAGUGGAGAGUUUGAGAGUUAAAGGAGUUGGUCGGCGAAUGGCGAGCCUCUUGGUCCGGGGGAAGGAGGACUAUGGCUUGGGGUUGGAGGAGACCGAGCUGCGCCUGGGGUUGCCGGGUGGCGGAGGAGGUGAAGGGGAUGUGAGUAAGAACUCCGGCAAGAGGGGCUUCUCGGAGACGAUCGACCUGAAGCUAAAGCUUCACACGGUGGCGGACUCGAAGGAGGUGGUGAUGGAGGCGUCGGAGAAGAUGAAGAGGUCGCCGCCGAGCCAGAAUAACAUCCUUACUUGCACCAACGACCCUGAGAAGCCCCCUGCUCCCAAGGCGCAGGUGGUAGGUUGGCCACCAGUUCGAUCGUUUCGGAAGAACAUGAUGGCCAGCCACUCCGACAAGGGGAGCAAAGAAGCAGGGGAGAAGUCUAGCAACUCGGCGGCUUUUGUGAAGGUUAGCAUGGAUGGUGCACCCUACCUUCGAAAGGUGGACCUCAAAAUGUACAGCAGCUACAAGGAGCUCUCCAUGGCCUUGGAGAAGAUGUUUAGCUCCUUCACCAGUGGGAACUGUGGCUCUCAAGGAAUGAAUGGAAGGGAUUUCAUGAAUGAGAGCAAGCUAAUGGAUCUCUUGAAUGGUUCUGAGUAUGUGCCCACCUACGAAGACAAAGAUGGUGACUGGAUGCUCGUUGGGGAUGUCCCAUGGGAGAUGUUUGUUGAUUCGUGCAAGCGUCUGCGGAUAAUGAAAGGAUCAGAAGCCAUUGGACUCGCACCGAGAGCCAUGGAGAAAUGCAAGAAUAGAAGCUGAGAAAGCAGAACUGAUGACCUUGGCCAGUGAGUUGGAUGUGCUAUGUUUUUAUAUAUAAUAUAUAAAUAUGUCAGCGUAAAAGAAAUGGGAUAUAUUUAUAUUGUUUCACGGACAACAAGCAAUUUUGCUUGUUCGCUCUAAUGACCGGCUUUGUCUACAUUGUUUAUUAUGGUGUGUUUAAUAUUCUGUUACAUGUCGCGAUUGUAUUUGAAAUCUGCUUUUAUUCCUUUAGUUAAACCGGAAUUCUAUAAUGCGAUUCUUUGCAUCUGCUGUUCUUUUUGCUA